Messenger RNA from Nelumbo nucifera (sacred lotus), 1866 nucleotides. RefSeq names its product protein FMP32, mitochondrial. The record is from RefSeq and is a predicted model, not a curated record. Gene Ontology annotation, cellular component: mitochondrion. NCBI's taxonomy places the organism in Eukaryota, Viridiplantae, Streptophyta, Magnoliopsida, Proteales, Nelumbonaceae.
CUCUUACAAUCUAAGUACCUGUUCCCCUUUUCCCCGUUCGUAAGAACAGAGGCGGCGGCAGCUCGGCGAGAGAACAAUCCUUCACCGGUCUCUCUCUCUCUCUCUCUCUCAGAAGUCUACCUCUCUCUCUUGUCUCCAUCUCUCCUCCUCCUCUUCUUCUUCUUCUUCUUCUUCUUCUUCUUCUUCUUCUUCUUCUUCUUCUUCCCUUUCUCUGUGAUUGCAGCGGCGGAUUCAAACUCAGCAGCGAUCUCCUCUCCGACUUCUCACCGCCGAGCUCUCUUCCAUAUUUUUAUUCUUCUCUAUCUUCCAUUUCCCCUUUUGUUCCAGUUUUCGUCCCCGCCCCUGCAAGCGGCAGACCCUCUAUCUUUCAUUAUUCAUUUUUUUUUUCUAUUUGUGCUCCUUCUCACAGUUGCCGCCACCUCUCUCACCGCCGAACCAGUUGCCUUUUGCUCUGUCAUUCUGCCGAACCAGUUGCCCUCUCGCAUCCCGGAAUGCCAUCAUCGGCAUAGGAAGAGUCCCAAAUCGUUCAAACACAUUGCAAAAGUUCCCGGUUACAGGCCACAUUGCAAAUGAGUCUCCAGUCAGUCCGGCGACAGUAGCCAUCACCCGGAGAUCUCUUCCCUUACCGUUCACUUAACGAAUUCAGGCCAGGAUAUUACUCAGGUUAGAAGAUUGGAAGCACAAGUCUGGUGGAUUCCUUUCUCUAGUUUCGUUUCACAAACGAAUGGCCAAAGCAGCCGCUUGUAGGCGGGCGGUGUUGUUGGGGACGAAUUCUGUGAUUUGCUUCACUAGGUUCAAUCACUUUAACGGAUCAAAUGCAGCAAAUGUUAUAGAUUGUUUAUCGCCUGAUUCUUCCAUUAGGUUGUCUAAUUCUUUUGCUUUGAAGUCGUCACCUUUUAACAGAUUCGAUUGCAGAUUGAUAUCUCAACUUGUUAAAUCAAACGGAAAGCAUGCAUUUCUGGUUGAUACAUUGGCUUUGGUUAGAAGAUUAGAAGCACAAGGUGUGCCCUCGAAGCAAGCCGAGGCAAUAACAGCUGCUAUUACCGAGGUGUUGAAUGACAGUUUGGAAAAUGUUGCACAAUCCUUUGUUUCAAAAGGAGAGAUGCAGAAAAGUGAGAUGACACAAGAAUCUAGCCUGUCAAAAUUCAAAUCUGAAGUUAAGAGUUCCCAGGAGCACCAUUUUUCUAUGUUACAACGAGAGACUGAAAAACUUCGUGGAGAUAUAGAGAAGAUGCGCAGUGAAUUGAGGUAUGAGAUUGACAAGGUUACUGCAGGUCAGCGUUUGGAUUUGAACCUUGAAAGAGGACGCAUACGUGAUGAGUUAGCUAAUCAAAAUGCAGAAACCACCAACCUUACUAACAAGCUUGAUCGGGAAAUCCAUGCAUUAAGGGCUCAGUUGGAAGCAGCAAAAUAUGAUGUCAUCAAAUAUUGCAUAGGAACUCUUGUGUCCAUUUCCGCUGUUGGUCUUGCUGUAGUUCGCAUUCUGAUGUAAGUAAAUUGCUACUUUUGCUAUUUAAGGUAACACAAGCAAAAGAAAUUUGAAUAUCUUCAUUUUUUCCUAUGUGGACAUUGGAUACCAAAAAUUUGAAAAUUUGUUGGCGAUGUCAAUUGGAAAAUAUGUGGCUGGCUCAAGGGAGCAUGCCACUGGGCUUGAAGCCCUGAACAGUUAAUUACUUUACGGUAUUAGACUAUUAGGUUUAAAGAGAAGAGAAUUGUAUUAAUUUAGGAAGAAUGCAUAUGAAUCUAGCGGGAAAUGGUAAAGAUUGAGUUUCUUAGGAUUUAGGUGGACGUCGGUGUUGCCUUUUCUUUGGCAGAUUGGUUAGAUUGGUGUUGUUCAAUGGAAGGUCGGUGUUGUUUCUGCUUGCA